Molecule: messenger RNA, 1264 nt
Organism: Protobothrops mucrosquamatus (brown spotted pit viper)
Lineage: Eukaryota; Metazoa; Chordata; Lepidosauria; Squamata; Viperidae
Gene: KCNAB2
Product: potassium voltage-gated channel subfamily A regulatory beta subunit 2
Exons: 15
Coding region: 1-1245 (414 amino acids)
Biological process (GO): regulation of potassium ion transmembrane transport; regulation of action potential; potassium ion transport
Cellular component (GO): membrane; juxtaparanode region of axon; cytoplasm
Molecular function (GO): voltage-gated potassium channel activity; potassium channel regulator activity; transmembrane transporter binding
Source: RefSeq, a predicted model, not a curated record
AUGCUGUCCAUGGCGUGCAGCGGGAGCCUGCGGAGCGUGGCCAGCCGCUCCCACUCCGAGUGGGGCCUGCAGCAGUUGCCCCAGAGCGACAACAUCGAGCUGCAGAAAUUUAGGGAAAUCCGGGCGGCGGCCCAGACGCGGAUCAGGGAAGAGUUUCUCCGGAUGCACGGCCUGUCUCUGGACGAGUGCACGGCGCAGACGACGGGCAUGAAGUAUCGAAACCUCGGGAAGUCUGGACUGCGGGUUUCCUGCCUCGGCUUAGGAACAUGGGUGACUUUCGGAGGACAGAUAACAGACGAGGUGGCUGAGCAGCUGAUGACCCUCGCCUACGAGAACGGCAUCAACCUUUUCGACACGGCCGAAGUCUACGCCGCAGGGAAAGCUGAAGUCGUCCUAGGCAACAUUAUCAAAAAAAAAGGAUGGAGGCGGUCCAGUUUAGUGAUCACAACCAAAAUCUUUUGGGGAGGGAAAGCCGAGACAGAAAGAGGCCUCUCCAGAAAGCACAUUAUAGAAGGUUUAAAGGGCUCCCUAGAACGGCUGCAGCUGAACUACGUGGAUGUGGUGUUUGCCAAUCGGCCGGAUCCCAACACCCCGAUGGAAGGGAACCCCUUUAGUUCCAAGUCGCGAAUAUUCGUCAUCGAAGAGACCGUACGAGCCAUGACCCACGUCAUCAACCAAGGGAUGGCGAUGUACUGGGGGACGUCGCGGUGGAGUUCCAUGGAGAUUAUGGAAGCGUAUUCGGUAGCUCGGCAGUUCAACCUGAUCCCUCCGAUUUGUGAGCAAGCCGAAUAUCACAUGUUCCAGCGGGAGAAGGUUGAAGUUCAACUUCCGGAACUUUUCCACAAGAUCGGCGUGGGAGCCAUGACGUGGUCCCCGCUGGCGUGUGGCAUCGUUUCGGGGAAGUACGACGGUGGGAUCCCACCCUACUCACGAGCGUCGCUCAAAGGUUACCAGUGGCUGAAGGACAAGAUUUUAAGCGAGGAAGGCCGACGGCAGCAAGCAAAGCUGAAGGAGCUUCAAGCGAUCGCCGAGCGGCUGGGCUGCACCCUCCCGCAGCUCGCCAUUGCGUGGUGUUUACGCAACGAGAGCGUCAGUUCCGUCUUGCUAGGAGCAUCCAACGCGGAUCAGUUGAUGGAGAAUAUUGGAGCAAUACAGGUUCUUUCCAAACUCUCCUCUUCCAUUAUCCAUGAAAUCGAUAGCAUUUUGGGCAAUAAACCUUACAGCAAAAAGGACUACCGCUCUUAAUAACGGGGGGCAUCGGGGG